This is a messenger RNA of Rubroshorea leprosula, 1766 nucleotides long. Lineage: Eukaryota; Viridiplantae; Streptophyta; Magnoliopsida; Malvales; Dipterocarpaceae. The record is from the annotation of a GenBank genome assembly.
AAGUGAUGAUUCGGUUGGGUCACUAAUAAAAGGAUUUCCCUCGCAGUAAACCCCAAACAGGAAUCUCUCCGACCAAUCAUAGCACUCAAAUUUACUGGGUAUCCGUUUUCGUACGCAACCACUCUGCCCAAAGUUCGAAUCCAACAAUCAACGGCAGCGACGGGAAACACCAUCUCCUUUUUCUCCUGGCGAUCUCUGUCCAGCCGGAGAUCAGCCAUGGUCACCGGUGCAUCCGACUUCACCCCUUCUUCCUCCAAUUCAAAUCCCGCUCAGCAGCGUUUCGACUUCUCGGUCAAUUCGACGUUGAGAAUUUUGAUCACUGCCAAUCAGUACAAGUACUGCUCCGAGGCUCUCAGGUUGCUCAACGAAAAGCUCCAGAUGCCCCAUGAAAUAACCAAAGAGUUUGCUCGUUUGCAGGCCAAUAGGAUUAGACAGCCAGAGAUGGCAAGCAGCUGCACAGUGGCUUUUCACAGUGUCAAUAAGAGCAAAAACCGAUACACUAAUGUUGUACCGUUUGACGAUAACAGGGUUGUUCUUAAUUCGUGUAAAGAUUACAGACUAUCUGCAAAUGGUUAUAUCAAUGCAAGCUUCAUCUCGACUCCUUCCCCAGAAAACAUUUCUAAGUUUAUAUCCACACAAGGUCCAUUACCGCACACCUUUGAGGAUUUCUGGGAGAUGGUUAUCCAAUAUCGCUGCCCUGUCAUUCUGAUGCUUACACGCUUGGUGGACAAUUUCAAGACAGUAAAGUGUGGAGAUUAUUUUCAGGCAGAAGAUGGUCCUAGAGAAUUUGGCAAGAUAUCAAUUGUCACUAAAUGGUUACAAACUACAGAGACUUCAUUGGUUUUGCGCAACAUGGAGGUAAAUUAUAAGGAGUCGGAUGAGCCACCACCGUCUGUUUUGCAUAUUCAAUAUCCAGAAUGGCCUGACCAUGGUGUCCCCACUGAUACAUUUGCUGUUCGUGAAAUCUUUAAAAGAUUAUAUAAUGUUCCUGUUAACCCUAGCCCAAUCGUAGUACACUGCAGUGCAGGUAUUGGGAGAACAGGAGCAUACUGCACAAUUCAUAACACAAUCCAGAGGAUCCUUUUGGGCGAUAUGUCUGCAUUAGACCUUGUUAAUACUAUAUCUAUAUUUAGGUCCCAGCGAAUUGGAAUGGUGCAAACCAUGGAGCAAUAUCUUUUCUGCUACAAAGCUAUAGUUGAUGAACUGAAUGACCUCAUUUCAGAGUUCCUUGGCGGAAGUAAUGCAGGACGGUAUGCCUGCUCAGGUCCAUUGAAUUGAUCUAAGAUUUUACAUUAUUGCAUGUCUAAUUUUUUAUUUUUUUGCAUCAGUAUCAUUCCUGGUUGUGAAAUAUUAACAGAAUCGCUUGUUUUCCUUUGUGACAGCUAGGUUUCACUGAUUAAACCCCAAUUGAAUGGAGCUAUGAAAAUCAAAUAAAUUUCCCAUUAGGAGAAAACCAAUAAAUCUUCAGAAUAGCCAAGUCGAUUGGAUUAUACUGUCAAUUAGCAGAUGCUCCUUGCACAAUGUAGGAAUAUGAACAAAGUACUCAUUGCAAACUAUAUCUGCCACCAAUUUUAACAGAGUAAUGCAUUUUAAAGUGCCUGUUUCACUAUGUUUUUACAGUAUCACAAGAGUCUCUAAAUCACUUUCUGUUUACAUUUUGGAAUUAGCAGCAGUUUUCUUGAUGCACACACCCCUGCAGGGAGUCAGUGGCCUACCACAAAUGCUUUAUUUCAUGUCAACUUUUAUAAGAAAGGACACUGAUACAU